Messenger RNA from Lates calcarifer (barramundi perch), 1771 nucleotides. RefSeq names its product plasminogen activator, urokinase a (gene plaua). The transcript is spliced from 11 exons. Bases 220 to 1392 code for a protein of 390 amino acids. Gene Ontology annotation, biological process: regulation of cell adhesion mediated by integrin; plasminogen activation. The record is from RefSeq and is a predicted model, not a curated record. Gene Ontology annotation, molecular function: serine-type endopeptidase activity. Lineage: Eukaryota; Metazoa; Chordata; Actinopteri; Centropomidae.
UGUGUUUUUAAAUGGGAGGGAACACAGGGGAAGAUAAGCAUUUCAGCACCAGAGCAGUGAGAGUCUGAGUCCUCCCACAACACAGGUGCAUAUCAGAGGAUAGAGAGAGGAGAAAACAGGCACUUCAGCUGGAAGACUUAACAAGGAGCCACUUUGGACAGAAAGCCCAUUCUCAGACAGAAAUAUCCCCAAUAAGAAGAAGUGAAACGAGAAAUAAAGAUGAACCCAUUCCUCAUCCUCGCCAUCCUUGCAGCAGUCAGUGUGGACAUGGCUUUUUCGCAAAGGCAGUCAAACAAAAACUUGGAUACUUAUGGAGAGUUUUGUAAGUCUGGGGAUGGGAGCAGUUACAGGGGAUAUGUUUCCAAGUCGGUAUACGGCAGCAACUGUCUCAACUGGAAGAGGUUUUAUAACCCUUGGGGACCUUCGAAGGGGAUUGGUCUUCAUACUUACUGCAGGAAUCCUGACCAGAGCUUGAUGCCGUGGUGCCAUGUCAAAAGAGGGAGGAGGUUUGUGAGAGAAUUCUGCAAUAUUCCCCCAUGUCCUACACCAACAACAAAACCUCCACCAGCUGUCGAUACAGAGCUGACAUGCGGUGAGAGGUCAGAGCGGAGGAUGCAUAAAAUUGUGGGUGGUUCUUUCACACCGAUAGAAUCACACCCAUGGGUGGCCGCUCUCUUCCAUAAGCGCCAAGGAUUCCUCUGUGGUGGCUCUCUCAUUUCACCUUGCUGGGUUGUCACAGCCGCACACUGCUUCGUUGAUGGUGAGGUGACCAAAACCAAGUAUAUAUCUGUAUACCUGGGGAAGACUGCCAUCAAUGAAACAGAUGCUGAUAGGGAGCAGAGCUUCACUGUGGAAAAACUGAUCAUCCACCAAAAAUAUAAUUCAUCAACCUUUGAUAAUGACAUAGCACUGUUGAAGAUCAGAAGCAGAGAUGGAGGGUGUGCCGUGAAGUCGGCGUCCUCACGGACAGUGUGUCUUCCUCCAUUACGCACCCAGCUUCCUGCCGGAUUUCCAUGCAGCAUCGCAGGAUUUGGGAAGGAGGGAAAUGGGGCCUGGCAUUACUCACAGUACUUAAAACAGGGCGAGGUGAGACUGCUCUCCCAGACCCAGUGUAAAACUGAAGCAUACUAUGGAGAUCGCAUCACCAAGAAUAUGUUCUGUGCUGGGAGCCCUGACUGGAGCACUGAUGCCUGCAAGGGUGACUCUGGUGGUCCGCUGGUGUGUGAAGUGUCAGGCCGGAUGUUUCUGUUCGGGGUGGUGAGCUGGGGUGACGGCUGUGCCAAGAAAGACAAACCAGGCGUUUACACACAAGUCACCAAUUACAACAAGUGGAUCGCAGUGAAGACAGAGCUCCAAGAAUACACGGAAGGAAAAAUGUAUCCCCAAAAAUGAAGCUGAGGCAAAGAGGUACUUGUUGGGCAUUACAUGUUUUUUAAAGGAAAAAUGGCAGCAAUUUUGUAGAAUUGUGUGUAUGAAAGCAUGUGAAGAUGUUGCAGCUGAUAAGCAUUGUUAUUAAUGUGCACUGAAAAUAGUUUUGCACAGUGAAAUAUUACUGUGCCAGUUCAAAGUGAAAGUUUUUUUAAAAGUAUGUCUUGUUAAUAUUUUUUAUUACUUGAACAUGAACUUUUCAUGCUAAGAGCAUGGACUUUAAAACAAGCUAUAAGAAAGUUUAUUUAUCUAAUUUAAUUUUAUAAGGAUUUCCUAUUGCACAAGGCUGGCCCUGCUGUUAAGCAAUUGUUUUUGAUGAUAAAUAAAGUAUUUGUGUUACAUA